This is a messenger RNA of Effrenium voratum, 1321 nucleotides long. The record is from the annotation of a GenBank genome assembly. NCBI's taxonomy places the organism in Eukaryota, Dinophyceae, Suessiales, Symbiodiniaceae.
GAGCUGAAGGCAUUUCCCUUGGCUCCUUUCGCAUCCAUGGAUGCCUCCGCCCAUGGCGAGCUCCCGGCGUCGCUGGGGCGGCUGCUCACAUUGGAGGGGGCCAGCUGUCACCGCGAUGGGCGCCUGCGACGCACGGACUACCACCCCCUGCGUGAGUUCUUCAGCUCCCGGGAACCUGGGCAGCUGAAGCGCGUGCAGGGCCGCGUCGAGCUGAGGCAUUGGCGAAAGAAUGGAGAUGAAGGCUGGACGGUGCAGCGGCGGCGCACGGUCCAGCGCUUCAGCGCGAAGCUGUGGACGCCUUCGCUGGCCCAGGAGCUGGCGAGGCUGCAGCUGGCGCUCUGGGCGCCGGCUGCUGCCCACAAGGUCGCAGUCGCAGCCGUCAGCCCGAAACGCCCGUCAGCGAAGCAGACGGUGCUGCAGCAGUUUGAUCCCCUUUUCCGAGUUUGGCUUUGCCCCUGCGACGGGGAGCCGCUGAACGUCUCUCCUUUCGAUCUUGGUGCUCUUGCCUGUGCCAGUAAGAGCUUCAGCUUUCUUCGGGAAAACUCCGUGAUCCAGCGAGCCGUGGAGGCAUUCAAAGGCCGAUGUAGCGAUAUCGACCUGGAGCAAGCGGCAACUGAGAAGGACCUCGACGUGCUGCGGUUUCGGCUCUACUCCGCCAGCGCAGGGGAACUGAGCAGAAUCCUGCAGAAGAUCAUUUGGAGCGGGAGCCGGGGAAACAGCUCGGAGCUGGUGCGGUGGUUGCUCUUCCUGGGACCUUCGACCGGUGGACUGGACGCCGAGCUGUUGGCCUCGGUGCUUUCGCUGUGCAUCCGGAAGCACGACGUGGCGGGGGAUGAGAGCGUGGAGAUCUUGCGGCUGCUGUGCAGCUCCGGGCGCUGCGAUCUCAACACCCCGCUGUGGCAGGAGAAGGGCGCCGUGGCCAUGGCGCUGUGGCUACCCUUCAUCCGGAAGGGUUUCCUGCCGCUGGCUUGGGCCGUUUCCUUCCACACGGAGAUUCGCGACCAGCGAAAUUCCACGUUGGCCCAGCGGCUGUUGCUCAUCGCAAAGUUGCUGGUGGCCAAUGGGGCGAAAGUGGAACUGCUGCCCCGGCGCAAGCAACACAGCUUCCGUGCCAUGGUCGACGAAGGGCACCAGCGACGGCUGCGGCGGAAGAUCGAGGUCCCGCAGCCAAAGGAGUUCAAGGCAAAGCAGCUGAAACGCCCCGCCCCUCCGGAAGAUGCGCCAAGGAAGCGUCGCAGUCUGAGAGAAAUUCGGCAGUACUUGCAGCUGUCUUGAGAUAAUUUUCAUGACGGAGCUGGAAUGAUAGCACAUGUAACCAGCA